CCGGCGGCAAGUGAGGCAAGCUCAGCAUCAGGCUGGCGACAUGGCCAUGUCUGUGGACUACCGGGAACCCUACACGGCCACACUGAAUGGCGACUUGCGGCCUUGGUACGCGCCGCUAAUGGGUGGCAUGCCGCUGAGGCCCGGCGAGGCCUUACCGUUGCAGUUUGUUGAGGCCGUCGCGGCGCCCUGGCGGUCGGAGCAGGAGCUCAGGGGCGUCAAGGAGAAGGCGAGACAACUCAAGCACUACGACAUGGCAGCCGCAGCAGCACGACAACUGCAGCAGAAGAAGCACGAGUUGGGUCAGAACGCUAUCCGGACACUGCGGCAGAACCAGGCGUGGCAGGCGCUGCACCAGGAGGAUGCGGUGCUGGAUACCAUCCUGGCGGUGGACUAUACCUGGGCCGCCCAGCUGGAUCUGCUGAACCGGGAGGCACAGGCGGCCAUUGCGGAACUUCAGGAGCGGCACGAGGACCAGCUGUUCAAGAAGCGGCUGGAGCAGGUGCAUGCCGCCUGGGAUCGGGGCGUGCGGCCGGAGCGGCGCAGCAAGGAGCUGCUCAACCUGCGGCGCAGUGAGGUGGUGCUGGUCAAGCAGGAGGACUACGACAAGGCCUUCAAGGUGCACGCGCGCGCCGCCAGGCUGGCAUAUGAGGAGGCGUGUAACGCGCACAUGUACUGGCUUCUGAGGUGCCACGGCCAGCAGGGCAAAAUGCUGGCGCAGCAGCAGCGCGAACUGGAAGCGUUGCGGCGGCGAUUGGAGAUGCGGCUGCGAGAGGCGGAGCUGGCGCGGGAGCGAGACAUGUUGCAGCUGGAGCGUAAGAUUAAGGUUUCCAGCACUAAGCAGGCGGAGGUGCGCAAGGUGGAGCGCCGCACCGCGGAGCAGAUGCUGUCAGGCCGCGGCAUCAUCAACACUACCACCACACGUACCGGCCGCAGUAUAAAGGACGCCUUUCCCACCAUGGCCAUCGCCACCAGCGCCAGUGCGGCGGUGGCGGCGCAAGCGGGCGCUGUCUUCCACGACCCAAAGAGCACCCUGGAUCAGGCGCCCUGGCACAAGGCGCCGUCCGACUACACGCCCUCCUACAACCCCAGCUCCUCGCUCUACCUGGGGCCCAGCUCCGUCUCGGGCCUGAAGGGGCUGGGGGGCAAGUCGGCGGCGGGCUCCGGGUCGGCAGCGGAAGCGGGAGCGGGAAAGCCACGCGCAGGCAGGGGCAACGUCAGCGGCGGCGGGCGUAUGGGUGCAGCAGGCAAUGUGGCGUCGCCAGCAACGGCGGUGCGUUUCGCGCCCACGCAAUCGUCGCCUGGCGCUGCGCCAGCGCCCCGUGAAGCAUGGGGCGCAGCCUCCUCGCCGCCGGCGUCACCCCCACCACCGCCGCCAUUUCCAGAGGACGUGUCCAUGCCUAGCCGCAGCAGCAGCGCCCACUCCGGCCGGGCACAAGCAGGCGCGGCCGGAAGCGGCCACUUUGGUGGCUUUGGCUCUGCCAGCUUUGGCGGCGGCGGCGGCGGUGACGGCGGCGCUGCAUGGAUGGACCAUGCCGAGCCGGCGGCGGCGGCGCCACAGGCGGCCGUGACGUUCAGCGCUUGGAACCAGGGAGAGGGUGCAACCAUCAUGGGCAGCGCGCACAGGGGGCAACAGCAGUUUGGCCAGCCGGCGUCGUCGGCGGCUGUGGCGUCAGGCACAACCGGUGCGACGGGCAGCGGCGGCUCGGGGCUGACGGAGAAGAACCUGCGGGAGAUCAACCGGGCAGCCAAGGUGGCGGCACAGCUGCGGGCCGAUGCGCGGGCGGCGGAGGCCAUCGCCUAUGGCAGCAGCUCGCGCAACUCACCGCGGCAUUCGUCGUCGUUCCGGAGCGACCUGCCUUACGCGGCGGGGCUGUCGGCGCGCAUGGCGAACCAGCCGCUGGGCCCGGCGGCUGCCAGCUGGUACUGAGGACUGGGGAACAUGGCGCAUGCGCGGAAAUGAGAAUUGGUACAGCGUACAGCGUACAGACGAUACAGUGGGGCCGUGGGGCUGCAAUGCUGCAUUCUUUGGACUGAAAGCAUCUUUGCAGCAGGGAACGCGCUGUGUGUGAUACGGCCUGCACGAUAUGGUGUCCUAGCUUGGCAGGGGCAGCCCCCCCCCCUGGAUGGGCUGUUUUUUUCC
Chlamydomonas reinhardtii is the source of this 2140-nucleotide messenger RNA. RefSeq lists its product as uncharacterized. The record is from RefSeq and is a predicted model, not a curated record. The coding region runs from base 41 to 1927 and encodes 628 amino acids. The transcript has 7 exons. NCBI's taxonomy places the organism in Eukaryota, Viridiplantae, Chlorophyta, Chlorophyceae, Chlamydomonadales, Chlamydomonadaceae.